Drosophila subpulchrella is the source of this 1422-nucleotide messenger RNA. RefSeq lists its product as uncharacterized. Gene Ontology annotation, molecular function: transmembrane transporter activity. The record is from RefSeq and is a predicted model, not a curated record. Gene Ontology annotation, biological process: transmembrane transport. The transcript has 2 exons. NCBI's taxonomy places the organism in Eukaryota, Metazoa, Arthropoda, Insecta, Diptera, Drosophilidae. The coding region runs from base 1 to 1422 and encodes 473 amino acids. Gene Ontology annotation, cellular component: membrane.
AUGUCGGCCAAGAAGUGUGAGGCGGCGCCCCAGGAUCCGAUUGCCACGCCUCAAAAGGCCACCUUCCUUCGUUUGGGCCACAAGAACCACUCCCAGUGGAAUGCCCUCGGAUCGGCCUCCUUCAUCCUGAUCUCUGGGGGCAUGAGUUUGGCCUGGGGAGCCGGAUUCGCCGUCCACUCCGUCCAUCGGGAGCAACUUCUGCUCACCGUUCACAUGCAGAUUGCCUGGUAUGUCACUGCCAUCCUGGGAGCACUUUUUGGGGCAUUCUACACCCAUCGACUGCCACAGCAACCCAUCUAUAUUUUUGCCUCCUGCCUUGUUAUAACCACGGGAAUACUAUUUCUGGCUUGGCCGGAGUGUCCUGGAGCCAUUAUAGCCGCCCGAUAUCUGGACGGACUGGCCAAUGGUCUGGUUUUUGUGCCCGCCUUGAGUACCGUGGGCGAGAUUGGGGUGAACGAGAUCCGAGGACUUUUGGCAUCCACUGUGGAGCAGCUCAGCUCUAAUACUGGCAUCCUGAUGCAGUUACUCUACACGGCCGUGUGGCAGGCGGACUGGAACGUGGUCAUUGUGGCGGAUCAGGUGCACGGAGUGCUAUCCAUAACCUAUGGGGUGAUAGCCCUGGCCUUGUCAUCGACCCUUUGUGUGGAGUCACCUGUGCACCUGCUGAUGCGAUCCAAUGAGCAAAGGGCGGUGGUUGCCCUGAGGCACCUGCAGAGACCCUAUAUGGUGACCAGUGAAACGCUCCUGAGACUGGAUGAACAUAAGCUGUAUGUGGCUGCCUAUCGAGAGAUGUGUUUGGGGACGAGUCUAAGGAAAGGAUUUCCAUCGGUUAUUAAGCUCCUGGCCCUCCGUUUGCUGGGCAUCCUUUGCCUGAACUUCAUCAUCUGCUGUGCUCUCUAUGAGACCGCCAGUCAGCUGGUGAGCAGCUUCCCCGCCUGGCCCUAUGUGGUUUUUGGAGUCCUGCGGUUUAGCGGAUGCUUCUUUGUGGUGCUCCUGAUGGACACCACGGGUCGCAAGAAACCCACUCUCUUCGGAACCUUCUCCACGGGGGCCUUUGCCAUCGCAUUUGCCAAUUUAUUCGGAAGAACAACCCACAUGAUCACCGCUCUGGUGAUGCUCUUCAGUUUGCAAUUCUUCGCGGGAGUGGGUCAAUGUGCCUCGGCGGUUUACCUCACGGAGGCCUUUCCUCUGGGAAUAAAACCACACUUGGUUGCGGUGGUCUACAUAAUGGAACUGAUCACACGACUGCUCCUCUGCAGCUUUGCACCAUCGAUCGCUGGGAUUGCGAACUACUUUCAUGUUCUGGGAGGACUUUCCAUGGUGUUCUUCCUUCUGGGAAUCUUCUGUCUGCCAGAAACUAGACUCGUUACUUUGGUAGAAGCGCAGAUUAAAUUCUCCAAGUGGUUCAACAAGGACUUCUAA